GGGCCGCGCCCGUGCCCGCGCCAUCCCCCUGCCGGCAGGUCCCCGAGCCCGUCAGAGCCACAGCCGGGAGGCAGUCGUGCGCAGCGAGCGGGUGGCGCAGGAGUCUGGGGUCCCCGAGCGCCCAGCCCGGGAGCAUGAUCGUGGACAAGCUGCUGGACGACAGCCGCGGCGGAGAGGGGUUGCUGGACGCGGCCGGCGACGGUGGCCUCAUGACCAGCCCGCUGAACCUGGCCUACUUCUACGGCGCAUCGCCCCCGGCCGCGGCCCCGGGCGCCUGCGACGCCAUCUGCUCGUCGUCGGGGCCCUCCGCGCCCGGCUCGCCCGGCUCGGACUCCUCCGACUUCUCCUCCGCCUCGUCCGUGUCCUCCUGCGGGGCCGUGGAGUCCCGGCCGAGAGGUGGCGCGCGCGCCGAGCGGCUGCAAGUUGAGCCCCAUAUGGGGGUUGGAAGGCAGCAGAGAGGACCCUUUCAAGGUGUUCGUGUGAAGAACUCAGUGAAGGAACUCCUGUUGCAUAUCCGAAGUCAUAAACAGAAGGCUUCUGGCCAAGCUGUGGAUGAUUUUAAGACCCAAAGUGUGAACAGAGAGCAAUUCACAGAAUUGAAGAACACAGUGUCAUAUAGUGGAAAAAGGAAAGGACCUGAUUCAUUGUCUGAUGGACCAGUUUGCAAAAGGCCAGCUUUAUUACAUACCCAGUUUUUGACACCACCUCAAACACCAACACCCGCAGAGAGCAUGGAAGAUGCUCAUCACAGUGAAUCCAAACAGGACAGCAGUGCUGAUCUGCUUCAGAACAUAAUCAACAUUAAGAAUGAAUGCAGCCCGGUUUCCCUGAAUACUGUCCAAGUUAGUUGGAUGAGCCCUGUGGUGGUCCCUCAGGGCUCUCCCCAAGAACAGUGUCAGGACUUCCACAGAGGGCAGGUCUUCUCGCCACCUCAGAAACACCAACCAUUCCAAGUCAGCAGCUCCCCACACAUGGUGGAUCAGACGUCCCUGUACCAGUAUUCUCCACAGAGCCAGAACUUGCAGCCACAGCACUACACCCACAACCCAACUCUGGAAUACAGUCCUUAUUCCAGAACGUCCCAGUCCCCCAAUUAUGAACCGAACCUCUUUGAUGGUCAAGAACCACAGUUCUGCCCAGAUCAAAGUUUUGCAUCCCUUCUGAGUAGUCAGGAAUCUGAGAAUAUUGCUGUUCCCAUUCAGAAUACCCCCAGUGUUCAGCAACAGAAUGACGCACACCUGCAGAACUUCAACAUGAUGCCACAUGGCGCCUGUGAGGCCAUGAUGGGGCAUGACGCAGGCUCUACCCCUUUAGGCACUUCACUGCCAUUCCCAAACAUCAUCGGAAAUCCAAUGAACACCACACAGUUAGGGAAGUCAUUUUUCCAGUGGCAAGUAGAACAGGAAGAAAGCAAAUUGGCAAAUAUCUCUCAAGAUCAGUUUCUUUCAAAGGAUGCAGAUGGUGACACGUUCCUCCAUAUUGCCGUCGCCCAAGGGAGAAGGGCACUUUCCUAUGUCCUCGCAAGAAAGAUGAAUGCGCUUCAUAUGUUGGAUAUUAAAGAGCACAAUGGACAGAGCGCCUUUCAGGUGGCAGUGGCUGCCAAUCAGCAUCUCAUUGUGCAGGACCUGGUGAACCUUGGGGCCCAGGUGAACACAACCGACUGCUGGGGAAGAACCCCUCUGCAUGUCUGUGCUGAGAAAGGUCACUCUCAGGUGCUUCAGGCAAUUCAGAAGGGAGCAGUGAAGAGCAAUCAGUUUUUGGAUCUUGAGGCAACUAACUAUGAUGGCCUGACUCCUUUACACUGUGCGGUUGUGGCCCACAAUGCAGUGGUGCAUGAACUGCAGAGAAAUCAACAGCCCCAUUCACCUGAAGUUCAGGAGCUUUUGCUGAAGAAUAAGAGUCUGGUUGACACCAUUAAAUGUCUGAUUCAAAUGGGAGCAGCAGUGGAAGCAAAGGAUCGUAAAAGUGGUCGCACAGCCUUGCAUUUGGCAGCUGAAGAAGCAAACUUGGAACUCAUUCGCCUUUUUCUGGAGCUGCCCAGUUGCCUGUCUUUUGUGAAUGCGAAGGCUUACAAUGGAAACACUGCCCUCCAUGUUGCUGCUAGCCUUCAGUAUCGGGUGACACAGUUGGAUGCGGUCCGCCUGUUGAUGAGGAAGGGAGCAGACCCAAGUACUCGGAACUUGGAGAAUGAACAGCCAGUGCAUUUGGUUCCUGAUGGCCCUGUGGGGGAACAGGUGGGAGCUACAGAAGGGGCACUUAGUCUGAAACAUAAAGGAAGAUGCGGUUGUGCUGGGCAGAGGCGAGUUGGUGCUCUUAGGGCAGGCUCUGUCAGUGUCUGCGUCUCCCAGUGCCUUUGGUAGCAACUUUGGGGUCCAUUGCUUUGUUUCUAAAGGAAGAGGAAGAAAUUUGGGGGUUAUCCAUGGCCUCAAAAUGGUCAAAAGUCAUAUUGUCUUCUCUUCUGUAACACAGAGUUAGGUGUAGAGUCAGUCAGAGUGGUUUGAGGUUUUGGAAGCUGAUGAAAGAGGAGGUGCCAGAGCUCCUGCAGACAUUGAGGAAAGAGAGUCUUAGUUUUGGUGAGUGAUGGGCCUUCAGACUGUGGGUAUGAAAUGAGUCAGUCCCUGUAGAGUGUUCAGAAUAGCCCAGGGACAUAGUGAGUGGUCAGUAAACAUUGGCCAUUACAGUUAUUUCUAUCUACUAACUGAUACUAAAUAGGAAAUGGAAGGUUGUUUAUGUAAUUCAGAAUCUAGAAAUACUUUAAACACAGUUAUGCUUUAUUUCUAUGGUGAUACAUUAUCUUUGGAGAUUGAAGAGUUUCCCAUGACUCAACUUCUCUUGAUAAUAAGAACUGAAUCUUUUCAGAACUUAAGAUACAUAUAUAUAUAUUUUAAAGUUUAUUUAUUUAUUUUGAGAGUGAGAGCGAGGGGGGUUGGGGCAUAGAGGGGGGUGAAGAGAGAGUCCCAAACAGGCUCCAAAUUGUCAGUGCAGAGCCCGAUGCAGGGCCCCAUCUCACUGUGCGUGAGAUCAUGACCUGAGCCGAAAUCAAGAGUCGAACAUUUAACCGACUGAGCCACCCAUGUGCCCUAGAACUUAAGAUAUUUUUGAUGGAAAUCUUCCCCUGGGGUAAAUGAGGGUAACUGUGGCUACGGGCAGGUCAUUACAAACUUUGAUAAUCACAAAAUAAAACAUAUGGAAUGCAAUUUAGCCUUUUCUUUGAUUCAUAGCCCUCAUUAUGACCAUAAUGUUACAGGACUACAAAUGCUAUGCAAUGUUACAGCAUCUACAAAUGCUAUUUGUAGAGCUCUUGGUAACUUAAAGUGAAUUUCUUAAUAAUUUGUGAAGAGUUUUCAUGUAUGUUAUACCACUUCAUAGUUACAAAAACUUUGCAGUGUAAAGGUUCAGCUGAGAAAAUGGGGACUCAGAGAUCCCACAGACAGGAAUCCUCAUUGACUAGUAAAUGGCAGAGGCUUAAAGCCCAGUGUUUGCCUCUACUUCACUAUAUGUGGUAUGCAGUCAUACAGCGAUGUUUGUCAGACUGGUGUGUAAAUUUAAUCACUAGGCAUACAUUAUGCACAGAUGCUUUAAUUGGAUAUCAUGGCGGCUAUUCUCAUUUGAAGGGUAUUUGAAGAUUGACUUGUGUGUGUAUGAAGUGGGUUCUGUGUUCUUGUUAGUUCAAGCUGGUUUCAAAAUAGGUGAGAUACUGUAAUAUACCAUUGUUACUGCCUUGUAUUAAAUGUUCUCACAAAUAGCAGUAUUAGAGACUAGGAAAGGAUUAUAUAGGUCUUAUUUAAGCUGUUGGAGAUUUUCAACUUUAAGUAGUUUUUUUCUUUUUAAUAUUUACUUAUAUUUGAGAGAGAGAGUGAGAGAGCGAGCACACU
Messenger RNA from Prionailurus viverrinus (fishing cat), 3875 nucleotides. It is a transcript of the gene NFKBIZ, whose product is annotated as NFKB inhibitor zeta. The transcript has 11 exons. Gene Ontology annotation, cellular component: nucleus. Lineage: Eukaryota; Metazoa; Chordata; Mammalia; Carnivora; Felidae. Gene Ontology annotation, molecular function: POU domain binding; DNA binding. Gene Ontology annotation, biological process: regulation of gene expression. The record is from RefSeq and is a predicted model, not a curated record. Bases 135 to 2360 code for a protein of 741 amino acids.